Chrysoperla carnea is the source of this 6105-nucleotide messenger RNA. RefSeq names its product bromodomain and WD repeat-containing protein 3 (gene BRWD3). The transcript has 15 exons. Gene Ontology annotation, molecular function: protein binding. Bases 69 to 5876 code for a protein of 1935 amino acids. Gene Ontology annotation, biological process: cytoskeleton organization; regulation of transcription by RNA polymerase II; regulation of cell shape. Gene Ontology annotation, cellular component: nucleus. The record is from RefSeq and is a predicted model, not a curated record. NCBI's taxonomy places the organism in Eukaryota, Metazoa, Arthropoda, Insecta, Neuroptera, Chrysopidae.
AAAUGUAUGCAAAAUAAUCGAAUUAAGUGUUAAAAAUUAAGUGAUGUAUUCAUUAAAAAGUGAUCAAAAUGGACAUUGAAAGUUUACGACAGCGUUCAGUGUUAAUACCAGAAUUGUAUUUUUUAAUAACAAAGUUUUUAACGACUGGACCACUUAAACAAACAGCAAAGGUAUUACAGGAUGAAAUUGAAAAAUAUAAGAUUUUACCGAAGCGAUUAGAUUGGGAAGGAAAUGAACAUUUUCAGACUUUCGAGGAAUUGGAACAAAAAUUUCCUCAUAUAACUGCUGAACAUUUACUACAAAUAUGCAGUCGUAUUGGACCAAUAUUAGAUCGCGAGAUACCACCAAGCGUAAAAGGUGUUGUAUCUUUGUUAGGAGCAGGUCGUCAAUCAUUGUUGCGUACAGCCGAAAUCAAAUCAACACUCAGUCCAUUAGUAGAAUAUGGAAUACGAUGGAAAGGAAAGCCCCUUCUACAGCCCGUACACGCAAGAGAAAAAAAACAUAAUAUUGUUAAUGUUUUAUAUGGAAGAGAAUAUUCUGGACCAACCAGCAGAAACUAUUUAAUAUCACCGAAUUUAUUUUCGAAACAACAAUUGUUAAGACGAACAUUGGGUCAUUUAUCGGCUGUUUAUUGUCUGUUAUUUGAUAGAACGGGCCUGUAUAUUAUUACAGGUGCUGAUGAUUUACUUGUAAAAUUAUGGAGUACAGUGGAUGGUCGUUUAUUGAACACAUUUCGUGGAGCAUCGGCUGAAAUCACAGAUAUUGAUAUUAAUUUUGAAAAUAGUUUAUUAGCUGCAGGCUCACUCGAUCGAUUAUUACGUGUAUGGGAUUUACAAACAGGCGCACCAGUAGCUGUAUUAUCAGGACAUACUGGUAUGAUCACAUCGGUGAAUUUUUGUCCAUCACCACGAUGGGAUUUACGUUAUUUAAUUACGACCAGCACCGAUGGAUCUGUAGCAUUUUGGACGUAUUCAUAUAGUAAAGGAAACAAAGCAUCUUUUAUGUCUAAACCAUUACAAUAUCAUGAACGUAUGCGUCCGGGACAAGCACAAAUGAUUUGUGCAUCAUUUUCACCUGGUGGAAUGUUCCUAGCCGCUGGAUCUGCUGAUCAUCAUGUACGCGUGUAUUUAAUGCAUGGUGAUGAAGGUCCACAUCGAAUAUUAGAGCUUGAGGCACAUAGUGAUACAGUUGAUUCGAUACAAUGGGCACAUCAUGGGCUGAGAUUCGUUUCUGGUAGUAAAGAUGGGACAGCUCAUGUUUGGCAUUUUGAAACACAGCAAUGGAAGAGUCAUCAAUUACUUAUGAAUACACGUUUACCGGGGACUCCACCAUCCGAAGAAGAAAAUAAAAAGUUAAAAGUAACAAUGGUCUCAUGGGAUUGCUCUGAUACGUGGGUAAUAACAGCCGUUAAUGAUCAUACGUUAAAAGUAUGGAAUGCGGAUACAGGAAAAUUAACAAAAGUAUUAACGGGACAUCAUGAUGAAGUUUAUGUAUUGGAAUCACAUCCGUUAGAUACAAAUAUAUUACUGUCAGCGGGUCAUGAUGGUCAAAUAUUUAUAUGGGAUAUAGAAAAAGGUGGUCCAUUAGCGAAAUUUAUAAACACAAUUGAAGGUCAAGGUCAUGGCGCUGUGUUUGAUGCAAAAUGGUCACCAGAUGGUAAUUCAAUUGCAGCUACAGAUUCACAUGGUCAUAUUUUAAUGUUUGGUUUUGGAUCAAAUGAACGGAUGAAAAGUUUACCCAAAGAAUUAUUCUUCCAUACCGAUUACAGACCAUUAAUGCGUGAUGCCCAACAUUGGGUAUUAGAUGAACAAACUCAAACGGCUCCACAUUUAAUGCCACCACCAUUUUUGGUCGAUGUUGAAGGCAAUCCUUAUCCACCAUACUUGCAACGAUUAGUCCCAGGGCGGGAACAUUGUCCAGGUGAACAGUUAAUACCAAACAUUGCAUUUGGUGAUGGUGGUGCACAGGAAGUUAUCGAAGGAAUACCUGCACAAGAACCGAGAUCUGAUUUAGAUUUAAUGAUUGCCGCCCUCGCUCAAAGGCAAUACGGAGAAGCAGGUGAUAUGAAUGGAGAUCAAGAUAAUGGAAGUGGGAUUUUUAAUCGUCAUAUGAACUCACCACGAGAUCAGAGGUAUCGUGUGGGUAUGCGAAGACAUGGUGAUGUUGAGGGCGUUCGUCAAAGCAGUGGAAAUUGGCAACAUGAUGGAAAUAUAAAAUGGGGACGGCGAUUAUUAGUGAAACCGUUGUCGAUGUAUGCACUGGAGAAUGCUAAACAGAAAGUAGCCGCAACUGGUGUUAUAGAAAUGGAAAUGUAUAGACGUGAGAUGAGACGGCGACCUGUAAUGAUUAGUACAGCAGCUAUUGUGCCAGGCACGAAAUUAGGACGGACUAGAGGGGCAAGACGAAACCGUCAAGCACCAGCAUAUCGUACACGAGCAGCACGAUCUGAACAAAUUGAAGAGGAGGUCGUUAAUCCUCCAAGUAUAUCCGGUGAUAGUCCUAGUGAUUCAGAUAACAGUGAACGUGAUUCAACUGCUCGUGAAGAAGAUUUACAAUCAAGUGGUAGUAGUUCAUCUGACUCAGAGAGUUCUGGAUAUUCAGAUUGGGUUGCCGAUCAUGGUGAGACCCUUGAACCACCGAAACGUUCGAAACGGAAACCAGUUAAAAAGCGACCAUUAACCCCACCAAGUGAUACCGAUAAAAAACGACCGGCACGUAAAAAGAAAGUUGCGAAAAUACCACAGCAAUUAAUUGAAGUUCCUGAAGCAUUCCGUCCACCAGAGUGGCUUAGUGAAACAAUACCGAGAAAAGCACCGUAUUAUCCUCAAAUGGGUGAUGAAGUUAUGUAUUUUAGACAGGGUCAUCAAUUAUAUUUAGAUGCAGUGCGUGCGAAAAAUUUAUACGAAAUAGGACCGCGCAGUGAGCCAUGGCUAAAAACAAAUUUACGAGCUGGUGAAUUAGUGAAAGUGGUUGGUAUUAAAUAUGAAAUACGACCACCACGUUUGUGUUGUUUAAAAUUAGCGUUAAUGGAUCCCGGUCGACAAUUGACUGGUGAAAUGUUCACAAUAAAAUAUCAUGAUAUGGCUGAUGUUUUGGAUUUUUUUGUAUUGAAGCAAACGUAUGAUACGGCCAUGGCACGUAAUUGGGAACCAACAAAUCGAUUUCGUUGUAUGAUCGAUGAUGGCUGGUGGCUGGGAACAAUUGAAUCACAAAAUCCAAUUAAUGAUUCAUUUCCCGAUUCACCGUUUAUGUGCUUUCGUGUACGAUGGGAUAAUGGUGAAUAUGAACAUAUGAGUCCCUGGGAUUUGGAACCUGUUAAUGAAGAUCGAAUGCCCGAUACAGUUGGUGGAGCAGUUCCUGUGUUACCAGAAGAAAUUCAAGCAAUUUUAUAUCAACCAUUAAAUGAAGAAUGGCCUGGAGGUGAUCGUGAAGCCACAUGUCGUCGUAUUAUUGGUGGUUUGGAUCAAGUAAUGGGAUUGGCAAUUGCGGAACCAUUCUCCGCACCAGUCGAUUUAAAUCAUUAUCCAAGUUAUGCAUUCGUUGUUGAAUAUCCAAUUGAUUUGACAACGAUAAAAGCACGAUUUGAAAAUCAUUUUUAUCGACGUAUUACAUCCGCUCAAUUCGAUGUACGUUAUUUAGCAACAAAUGCAGAGAAAUUUAAUGAACCACAUAGUCAAAUCGUUAAGCAAGCUCGAAUUGUUACCGAUUUAUGUUUAAGAAUUAUCAAGGAUAGAAAUUCAAUCGAUGUUGGUGCCGUUUAUCACCAAUUAGUCGAUACCUACAUAUCAUCUGAAUCAGAUGAAGAAAAAGCUGAUGCAAAUGCCACUGUAAAUAGUAACGAACCGUCUACGAGCGGAUUAUCGAAAUCAUCACGAAUGCGACGUAGCAAACGUUUAGAUCAACCAUCUGAUUGGCGAAAAGAAGCACUUUCAUUAUUGGAAUCCUUAUGGCAAUGUGAAGAUUCAACGCCAUUUAGAACACCUGUUGAUACAAUGGAACAUCCAGAUUAUCAUCAGUUAAUUGAUACACCAAUGGAUCUUGGAACAGUCAAAGAGGAUUUAUUGGGUGGUAAUUACGAUUCACCAAUUGGAUUUUGCAAGGAUAUGCGAUUAAUAUUUCAAAAUUCAAGGAAUUAUAACACAAAUAAAAGAUCUAGGGCGGACGACUUUAUGAUAUAUUCAAUGACAAUACGACUGUCAGCAAUGUUUGAAGAACACGCACGUCGAUUAAUAUACAAUUGGAAAGCAGCGCGUAGACGAAGCAACCCAUCACGGCGGAAAACAACACAAGCAGCAAACACACCGUCUAAAAUGAACACACGUUAUAAUGGGGCUGGACCAUCAAAAAUGCGUGAUCUAACCACCAGCGAAGAAGAGGACGACGAUGAUGAUAGGCGAGGCACAUCAUCUUCACGUACUAAAGUGAACGGUACUUCAAAUCACGUACAAUCGAAUAGUACGAGCAGCACAUAUUCAAAUACACGUACAACAGCAAAUGGUGGACCUACUGCCAGACCCUCAAUCAAAUUACGGAUCUCAAAUAGACUACAAAACAAUUCAUUGGACCAAAGUGAUAGUGAACUUGAUGAUGAAGACAAUAUUGAAAAUUCUGAUAGUGAGGAAAGCAGUGAAUCAAGUGAUAGUAGUGAAACAAAUAGUGAUAACACACCAAUUGCAUCGUUACGUAAAUCGAAUAAUAAAGUAACGCAACCAAGGCGACGUGGCCGAAUACCAAAGAAACAACGUAGUGAUUCUGAAGAUAGUUACAAACCAAAUAAAACAAAAGGUAAAGCGUUAGUGAAUAAAAAAACACGAUUUAAAAAUCGUCCAACACGAAAAAAGCGUACAAAAUAUAAUGAUUCGGAUGACGAAGAUUCAUCGGAGAAAGUUCCGAAGAAACGUGGUCGUAAAAAGAAAUUUAUUAAAUCGGAUGAUGAAGAUGAGGAUUAUACAGAUGAUGAAGAAAUUCGUAAACGUGGUAAACGGAAAAAGUAUGAAAGUGAUUCGGAAUUUGAGCUCAAACCUAAACGAUCUGCCAAGAAAGCUAAAAAAGUUGAGGAAACACGAAACGAUGAUGAGUCAUUCGAAGAGGAAUGGUUGGAUAGUAAUAGUCAGGAAUCAAAACGAAGUAGUCGAGACAAUGAACGAGUGACUCGAUCUCAGAAAAAUGUAUCAAGUAUUGAUGAAUCCAGUCAAAGUAGUUUUAUUCGGCGACCGCGUCGUGCCAAAACAAAAACAUUAAACCACGAUUAUAACGAAAAUGAUGACGAUGACGAAAACGAUGAUCUACCACUUGUAAAUAAUUCACAACGACGUCCAGUUCGAACUCGGCAGCCCUUAUACGAAGAAUCAAAAUCCGAAAGUGAUGGAGGAUCAAAAUCGGAAGAUGAUGACCAAGCGGAUGAAGAAAAUGUACAAAACGAUAACAGCAAUGUUAGUGAUCCUUUAGUUGAUGAAGAAUCUGAUUCAAAACAAUCGUCAAUCGAUGAUCGAUUAAAUAACGAUCAAGAUGAUGAAGAUGAUACAUCGGAUCCAUUAGAGCACGCAAUCGAACCAAUAAUCGAUGAACCGCGUAAGCGACGCUAUCAGGAAAGUAGUAGUGAAAGUGAAACAUUACGAACUGUUCGACCUCGUCGUGGUAACAAACGCUUUAACUAUGGUGAGAACUCUGAUGAUGAUAGUGAUGUGGGGGAUAUUGGGACACGAACUCGGGGUCAGGAUAAACGAAAUAAUUUUUCCGAUAAUUAUACCAAUAAUCAUAACGAUAGUGAUGAAAAUACUGUUGUGUACGAACAAUUAAAUACAGUUAAUAAUGUUAGUAGUCGUGGUCGUGUACGUAAACUCACUGCCAGAGCCAGAGCGCUACUCAGGGAAUAAAUUUUUAUUAAAAAUAUUAUUCCGUUUUGUUUUGUUGUUUUUUUUUUUAAAACAUUCAUUAUAUUUAUAGGCCAGUCAAUAAGUGUGUGUUUUUUUUAACGUACAUACAACCGAUAACAACGAUGUAUAAUUUUAUCACACUGAGAAAUCAGCUUUGUUUACAUAUUUUUAUAAAUCGAUACAAGUAAACAAUUUUUGGGAGAAAAAGAAAGGUAUGAUGAAAAAAAUA